AUGGCUAAGCAUGGAGCAUUCUUGUUUACUUAUGCUUUCUUCAUUCUCAUACUCAGUAUGAGCUUAUUGUGCAAAGCCAUUGGUCAUGAAGACAGAAAGCCAUAUAUUGUGUACUUGGGGUCACUUCCUCAUGAUGAGUUGUACUCACCAUUGUCUCACCACCUUGGUAUACUCGAAAGAGUUGUCGAGGGCAGUUCUGCUGCAAAUGCCUGGAUAAGAAGUUACAGAAGGAGUUUCAAUGGAUUUGUGGCGGAGCUCACUGACCGUGAGAGCGAAAAGCUUGCUAACAUGAAGGAAGUAGUCUCUGUCUUCCCAAGCAGAACUUACCAACUUCAAACAACAAGAUCUUGGGACUUCAUGAGUUUCGGUGAGACAAUAACUCGAAAUGCCACGUCUGAGAGUGAUGUUAUUAUUGGUGUGAUUGACACUGGAGUUUGGCCUGAAUCAGAUAGUUUUAAAGAUGAAGGUUUUGGGCCUGCUCCUAUGAAAUGGAAAGGUGCUUGUAAUGGUGGAAAAAAUUUCACUUGCAACAAGAAGUUGAUUGGAGCUCGGUUUUUCACAUCAGAGGAGGAAUCUGCAAGGGAUGAAAUUGGUCAUGGAAGCCACACUGCCUCAACGGCAGCUGGGAAUGCCGUAAAGGAUGUGAGUUUUUAUGGACUAGUACCAGGUACUGCAAGAGGAGGAGUUCCCUCUGCGAGAAUUGCUGUAUAUAAAAUCUGCACUCUUGAAGGGUGCACUGGAGAGGCUAUCAUGGCUGCUUUCGACCACGCUAUUGCCGAUGGGGUUGACAUCAUUACAAUUUCAAUUGGACCAAAUCAUGCAUCUCCUUUGGAUGUUGAUCCUAUAGCAAUUGGUGCUUUUCAUGCAAUGGAGAAAGGGAUACUAACCUCAAACUCUGCAGGUAACAAUGGUCCUGAAGAGGGUUCUGUAUCAAGUGUGGCACCGUGGAUUCUUACAGUUGCAGCAAGUAGCACAGAUCGUCGGAUCAUUGACAAGGUUGUUCUUGGAAAUGGAAGCACACUCGUUGGGAGUUCGGUGAACUCUUUCAGUUUAAAUGGAACAAGUUUUCCACUGAUACAUGGAAAAGAUGCUUCAAGUAAGUGCCCCGAAAUCUAUGCUGGGAUUUGUUCACCAGGUUGCCUAGACAGAGAUUUAGUUAAAGGAAAGAUUGUGGUAUGUGAUAAGUUUGGUGGAAAUGUUGAGGCUCAUAAAGCCGGUGCGCUAGGUUCAAUUUUACACUCUUCCACACCUGAU
Prunus mume (Japanese apricot) is the source of this 1254-nucleotide messenger RNA. The record is from RefSeq and is a predicted model, not a curated record. Lineage: Eukaryota; Viridiplantae; Streptophyta; Magnoliopsida; Rosales; Rosaceae.